AUGCCGCCUGUUAUAAAGCCAGAAGCGGUUCUGAAGCGCUCUGAAGAGCUGAUCAAUGUCGGCCAGGCGGGUGCCGCGUUGCAGGCGCUCCAUGAGUUCACGUUUUCGCGCCGGUUCAAGCAGGGCCCGUCGUCCUCGCUCGAGCCUUUGAUGGAGCGGUUCAUGGAGCUUUGUGUCGACCAGCGCCGUGGCCGCGCCGCGAAAGAUGCACUGGUGCAGUACAAGAAUGCGUUUCAAAACACGGAUUCCCAGUCGAUUUGGAACGUGAUCAACCAUUUCAUCAAGCUCGCCGAUGCAAAGGUGAGCGAGGCGCGCAGCCGUGCGGAUGCCGCCGCGGAAGAGCUCGACGUUGACGACCUGGAAGAGAGCGAGACGCCCGAAAGCAUUUUGCUCGGCAGCGUCAGCCAGGACCAGGAGCGCGACCGUACGGACCGCACACUGGUCACGCCCUGGCUCAAGUUCCUCUGGGAAGCAUACCGCACCGCGCUUGACAUACUGAAAAACAAUACUCGUCUCGAGACUGCGUACGAGCAAAUUUCUGAUCAAGCGCUGCGCUUUUGCCUUCUGUACCAGCGCAAAUCCGAGUUCCGCCGCCUUUGCGAGGUGCUCCGCCAGCACCUCCAGAGUGUCGCGCGCUCUGCCCAUCACACCAAUGCGAUUGAUUUCUCCGAUCCUGAAACACUCCAGCGCCACCUUGACACUCGUUUCACGCAGCUCACCAUUGCUGUCGAGCUGGAGCUCUGGCAAGAGGCGUUCCGCAGUGUGGAAGAUGUGCAUAAUUUGUUGACCAUUGCCAAGAAAGCGCCCAAGCCCGCCAUGAUGGCGAAUUACUACGAGAAACUCACGCGCAUUUUUAUUGUCUCUGACAACCACUUGUUCCAUGCAGCCGCGUGGAACAGGUAUUAUGCACUCGCGCGCCUCACUGCACACAGCGAGGAAGAACAGGCGCGCAUGGCCUCUUUUGUGCUUUUGAGUGCAUUGGCCGUUCCCGUGAUUGCCUCUACAGCCCCUGGCACGGGCAACUUGAACAAAGGACGCACCGACUUUUUGCAGACGGACUCGGAGACGCGCCAGCGCACCGGCCGUCUCAAUGCGCUGCUUGGGCUUGGCCGUACGCCCACGCGUGCGGGCCUUUUGCGCGAGGCAUUGAACCGCAAUGUUUUGCGCCGCGUGCAUCCAGAGCUGCGUAACCUCUACCAUAUCCUCGAGGUCGAGUUCCAUCCCCUCUCUAUCUGUGCCAAGAUCGAGCCCAUUCUGCGCCAAGUGGCACAGGACCCCGACAUGGCAAAAUACGUCAAGCCACUUCACUCCGUUGUACUCACGCGUCUUUUGCAGCAGCUGAGCCAAGUGUACGAUUCUGUCAAGCUCCAGCAGGUCAUGGAGCUUGUUGGCGCGUUCAAAGCGCCGUACCACUACGGCGCCGCAGACAUUGAAAAGUUUUGCUUGAACGCGUGCAAGCGCGGCCAUCUCAACCUGAGGAUUGACCAUGUCUCGCAGGCGAUUACCUUCCAGGACGAUGUGUUUGCAGCCGAUGUGCAUCCGGCCGUGAGCGGCGCUGGCGACAAGGAUUUGGUGCGUCUGCAAGCGACGCCUUCGGAGCUCGUCCGCACGCAGCUCGCACGCCUCGCCGAGAAUCUGGACACCACGCUCCGUGUGGUGGACAAGGAUACGCUCGGCGCAGCACAAGAUAUUCGCAACGCCGCAUUUGGCCGCGCAAUUGCCGAGGCAGACAAGGAGCACCAACUUGCCAUGGACCGCAAGGUGAAGCUCGAGCGCCGCAAGGAACUCUUGCGCGAGAUGGCGAAGAAAAAGGAGGAGGAAGAGGCCGUGGCCAAGGCCGAGCGUCUGCGCGAGCAAGCAGAAGCCGAGCAGCGCCGCUUCGCCGAAGAGGCGCGCCGCCGCGAGCUCGAGCAUGUGCGCAAAGAGAUGGAGGCGGCAAAGCUGGAAGAGGCGCGCAAGAUGGCGCAGUCCCUCAAGGAGAAGGGCGGCCUCAAACUCAGCGAGGAAGAGUUUGCCAGCCUCGACACGGAAAAGCUCGUCCAGCUCCAAGUCGAGCAGAUCGAGCGCGAAAAACGCGAACUGAGCGACAAGCUGCGCACUGUGCAACGCCGUAUGGACCAUAUCGAGCGCGCCUACCGCCGCGAAGAGCAGCCAUUGCUCGCUGCUGACUACGAACGGCAGCAGAAAGUGGAUCUGGAGAACCACAAGCUUGCCAGGGAGGGCUUGCUUGUGGCUGCGCGAGAGCGCUUCGAACGCGAUAUGGCGAUGAAGAAGCUCUUGAUGAAUGUCGCGCCGGACUAUGAGAAUAUGAAAAACAUGCUGCUCGGCAAGCGAUGUGCUUUGUACGAUGAGCAAUGUGCCCAGGCGCAGAACGAGAUCGAAAAGGAGAAGGAGCAGCGCCGCGCCGUGCACAUCCGGAUGCGCGAGGAGGAAGAGAAGCGCCGCGAAGAGGAGGAAGAGGAGCGCAAGCACUUUGCCGAGGAAGAGGAGCGCAUGGCGCAGGAGCAGGAGCGCAUGGCCGAACAGGCACGCGCCGAUGCACAGCACCGUGCUGAACUCGACGCGCGAAAACACGCGGAAGUAGAGGAGCGCGAGAAUUUGCUGCGCCAGCAGGCCGAGAAGCAGGCUGCACAACAGGCCAAGGCACAGGAACGCCUGGACAGGGAACGCCACGCGUCCACACAACAGCCCGACGGGGGGGUUUGGCGGCGAGGCGGCGCUGCGGCGCCCACAAGCGGCGCUAGCGACCCCAUGUUUGCCAACCGCCGCUACCGCCCUGGCGACUUGUCGCGCAACACGGAGCCCCGUACGAUGGAGCCCCGCGCCAUGGAGCCCCGUGCGCCAAGCAAGCCAUCCGAGAGCAGCGGCAGGUACGUGCCGGGCACGUUUUCGCGUAUGCGCCAAUCCGCGGGUGGCAAUGCGCCGGAUGCUCCUGCAAGGACUGCGGCGGAGCCGCCAGCAAAAAACGACGAUGGCUUUACGCCUGUCAAGCCACGGAACAGUGGAGCGUACCGUCCGCCCAGUGCGCGUUAA
This is a messenger RNA of Malassezia vespertilionis, 3033 nucleotides long. It is a transcript of the gene TIF32, whose product is annotated as eukaryotic translation initiation factor 3 subunit A. Gene Ontology annotation, biological process: formation of cytoplasmic translation initiation complex; translation reinitiation. NCBI's taxonomy places the organism in Eukaryota, Fungi, Basidiomycota, Malasseziomycetes, Malasseziales, Malasseziaceae. The record is from RefSeq and is a predicted model, not a curated record. The coding region runs from base 1 to 3033 and encodes 1010 amino acids. Gene Ontology annotation, molecular function: translation initiation factor activity; mRNA binding. The transcript has a single exon. Gene Ontology annotation, cellular component: multi-eIF complex; eukaryotic translation initiation factor 3 complex, eIF3m; eukaryotic translation initiation factor 3 complex, eIF3e.